GUCUGCCGCAACGUUUCGGUUUGCGUUACACCGCCUGCGUUAUCAACGCCAUCCGAACUCGGCUCUCUUGUCGCCACCGCAUACCAAAAUCCUGAUUCUAAUCCUAAACCCUAGCGAGAAACAUCGAGCUCCAGGCGUAAGAAAGCGGAGAAAGAAUGCGUCCACGGCAGGCGGAAAGAUCCAGAACAAGGAUGGUGGCGGAGGUCGUCACGUCCGUUGUGGAUCUCGAGCUCGGCACCCACAUGGUCCUCUGGCUCAAUCGAUGAGUCCAUCCCGCACACCAUUCCCCUCAAGGUGCUUUCUUUCUGUAGGUUGUUUGCCCCAACCUUUUGGCAAAGAUUAGGAUCUGUGGGUGAAUUUGGUCUGGGUUGUUCAAUUGCGUCGAGGUUUUGUUAUUACUGUGUUCUCCCAAUUUAUUUCGUUGAUUCUGAUAUCUUCUCAACUUGGAGAAGAAAGCUUCUUGGAAUUUGAGCUGUGUGUGGUUAAAAUUCCAUUUAUUGAGUUUCAAGUCAUGGUUUUCAUGUAACUGAGCUUCUCAAUUUGGAAUUCGUAGGUUCUUGGUACUCCAGCUAUUUUCCAUCUUUCGAGUUGAAGUCAUGGUUUUUACGUAACCAAGACUUUGUUUUAGGAAAUUAAACGGAUCUUUUUUUUUCGACGCUCAAAAUGAUACAAACAACUCAGACCCCGAAGUCUCAAACUAAAACAAGAACAAAAAACUUUUUUUUUUGAGACACUUCUAAACCGAAUUAAGAAGCCAUGGGUUGUAGGAAUCUACUUGGUAUUCAGGGGUGAGAGGUUUGCUCUUGUUAGAAUGUUUAGAUGGGUGUUGUGAUUUAAGGUUUGUGUAUGUAAACUUUAGUGCCUUGGGAUUGAUUUUGAGGAUCUUUCAAAUAGAAAUAGUCAAGUUACCUGGGUUUAAUAAAAAACAAUAUAUGACUGUUCUUGGUCAUGAUAUAAAAGGUCCUGAUAUUCUGGACCAAGUCUAGUCUAGCGAUGUAUAAUUUUUCUUGAUAUGGAUCUAGCCCAAACCAGACCCAACCCAUGAACAGGUCUUUACUCAGUGAAAUCUGUGGUUUCUUACUGUGCCACCUUUUUUAACCUCAGGUACCCCUCUAUCUAGUGUGUAUUCCCAGAUCUUCGAUAUAAUGAUAGUGUUAGAUGCACUUGUUUACGUUGAGGGGCAUGUUCGGAAAAUGCAUGAAUUACAUGCUUUCCUAAAUGAUCCUUGGUAGAGAAUUGCUGUUGUACAUCUGGAACAGUCCAUUGAUCAUGUUCAAGUGAGAAGAAGUAUCUGCAUGAACUUCAAUUGGAUCAAUAAGUAUGGAGACUUGGAUUGUGGCAAGUACUUGUAACAUGAUCCAACUGUCAUCAGUUAUACUCUAGAUCAUGAAGAAAAUAAUUGUCAGUUGUAUUUAUCUUAGUUGUCUUUGAAUUGACUGUUGUCCGGGCCAUGUGUGGGUAAUGGUUCUAGUGUUCUAUCAAUCAUCACAAAAGAUUUGAUAGGUAUGCAGCUACUAUAUGUACCUUCACAUUCUAUUGCAAUCUUAUUUUGGGAGUGUCUUCUAUAUAGGCUGACUGUGUAGCUUUGUAUGUGCCGUCUCGAUGAGCCUUCAUAAUUGAAAGUUUGGUCAAGUAAGCUCGUCUUUUUUUGCAGAAACUAUAGGUAUUUCUUGCCAACCUCUUUAGAAGCUCUUUUCUCUGUUCAAACCAACUGUUUGAUUUCUGAUUCUCAGUAUACGACAGUAGCUGCUAUGACCAUUAUGAUGGAAUCAGUCAAAUCUGUAGCAUAGUGAAGAACCUCUUGAAGAUUCCUAGAGGAGAAAGAGAUGUAAGAUAUAUUCAACCACUACUAUAUAAAGAAUCAUGGUUGAUACAGCUGUGGAUUGUGUAACAAGAUGAGUGGUUGAAUCUUAACAAAGUGGUUCAUAAAUAUGAAGAUGUGGAAAUAUUACUUGUGGACUGUCGAUGUACGCCAUCAUUUACUGAGAUGCAGAUCCAUCGUGGAGGCAUACUGAGAUGCAGAUACUGUCACAUAAUCAACGCACAAUUAGUGUGAACUCAAUUAGAAAAAAAGAAUGUCUAUUAUACCAAGAAUUUCAGUUGGACCGAGUUUCAUGUAUUUGAUCUAAUUAUUGAAUAAAUGACUAAUGUUGCAGUUUUUAAGAGAUGCAGUGAAAAGGAGAACAGUGGAGGAGCUAGACCCUUGGCUUGGAAUUGCAAUUACUUCUGACCAUGGGCUCUGAGGUAUAUUGAAAUAGCUGCCCUAACAAGCAUCACCUUUGUCUACUGCUGCAACUGGGGUCAUUGAUGAAAUUGUGGAGCAAGACAUAGUUGAAUGUAUGUGGUGCCAUACUGAGGAACUGGAUCCACGAUGCCAUUAAGAAACACAGUGCAGGUUGUCAUUGUUGCAGAGAUGGUCAGUGGCUCUUCGUCUUUGCUGAUCUGCACUGCACCCCCCCCCCCCCCCCCCCCCCCCCAGAAUGAUACACUCAAGGCAACGCGGUCAUUUGUGUUGAAACCAGGAUGCCGACUGCCGGCCCCUUCGAUUCAACAGCUGACCCGCCAGUUGCAGACCUUAACCUGCACGUGAGUGCACAAUGAGCGUCGCCAUCUGGGUAAUGACGGGACGAUGAAACAUUACCUAAUCUUCUGUCCUCAUACUGUGUGUUGUCCGUAGUCACAAUCAUGCAGCAGCUGCCUCAUGGUUGGAUCAUGAGGAGCUGUAUCGAAGCAGGACAUGAUCGCACGACAGAUGCAGGCGAUCGCCUCCACCGCUGAAGUGACUGCUGUGUCCACGCAGAUGCAGCAUCUCGUACCGUGCCCUCCUGCACAUGUAAUUCCAGUUGCAAGCACUAAACGUAAAUAUUAUCACCAAGUACAAGAACCCCACCAUCAUUGAAAUCGAAAGCUCACGGUCAUGGUGGAGUACACUCUGUACACUUCUGCUAUAGUGGUUCACUGCCACUAACCGGGGGUAAAGGUGUGUCCAUGUGGCCUAAACGUAAAUAUUAUCACCAUGUCUGCCAUGUCGGCCAACUUAAUGGCAUCGACAUCAAACCAAGGUGUCCGGUAAACGAUUUGGAAUCAUCUUAGGGCCCCAUCUCGACACUACCUCGGCCAUGCAAAUCAUCGUACGGAUUCAACGUCACCAUUACCACAAGGAACUGAUCGUGGCAAUCAUCCUUGCCUCGGUUGCGGUGGUAGCGAUCGUAUCGUCAACAGUUUGUGCCUGGAUUUUUUGGCAAAGGAGCCGCAAAACUCUUAAUUCAGACGACAUUGAAAGCUCAGAUGCUGGUAGAGGGACACCAUUUGGACCAAUUUUGGGCAAGUUCAAUUCCUCGAAGGUGUCAAAGAAAGAACUGAUGAGUGUGAUUGACUAUGAAUCGUUAGAGUUGGCAACAAACAAAUUCAGCGAGAGUAAUAUCUUGGGGGAAGGUGGAUUCAGUUUUGUUUAUAAAGCUUGCUUCGAUGGUGAAGUCUUUGCUGCAGUGAAGAGAUUAUCUGGCGGGGGACAGGACUGCGAAAGAGAAUUCGAGAAUGAGCUGGAUUUGCUUAGAAGAAUUUGUCAUCCGAACAUAGUAUCUCUUCUUGGUUAUUGUGUGCAUGAGGAUGCUCGGUUUCUUGUAUAUGAAUUGAUGCAAAAAGGAUCUCUGGAAGCACAACUUCAUGGACCAACUCAUGGAUCAGCUUUAACAUGGCAUAUGAGAGUAAAAAUUGCCCUUGAUAUAGCAAGAGGAUUAGAAUAUCUUCAUGAGCACUGCAACCCUCCAGUGAUUCAUAGGGAUCUUAAGUGCUCCAAUAUUCUUCUGGAUUCAGACUUCAAUGCAAAGAUUUCAGAUUUUGGCCUUGCGGUGACUGUCGGGAACCAUAACAAAGGUGGCAUAAAGCUUUCAGGCACUGUCGGCUAUGUAGCUCCAGAGUAUCUAUUGGAUGGUAAGCUCACCGAGAAGAGUGAUGUUUAUGCAUUUGGAGUUGUUUUGCUGGAGCUUCUGAUGGGUAGAAAGCCGGUUGAGAAAACUGCACCAUCGCAAUGCCAAUCACUUGUCACGUGGGCUAUGCCUCAGCUCACUGACAGAUCAAGGCUUCCGAAUAUAGUUGAUCCAGUGAUCAGGAACAAAAUGGAUCUGAAACACCUAUAUCAAGUUGCCGCUGUAGCUGUACUGUGUGUGCAGCGAGAACCAAGUUACAGGCCACUGAUAACUGAUGUGCUUCACUCUCUCAUUCCUCUCGUUCCUACUGAACUCGGGGGUACGUUGAGAGUCACCGAGCCAUUAUCAUGUGUGAAUCAAAAAUCUUCUGCUCACUAAUCACACAAAGUAUGACAAUCACCUUAGCAAGCUUGUUAGUAGCACCGAAGGCUACACUUUUCUCUUGUUGAUGCCCUUAUAUUUUUUUCUGUUCACUUGCAUAAGCGAGCAUCGUGUAUAACUUUUAAAUGAAUUUAGUCACUGGUAGAAUUGAGAUGAAA
Molecule: messenger RNA, 4468 nt
Organism: Musa acuminata AAA Group (dessert banana)
Lineage: Eukaryota; Viridiplantae; Streptophyta; Magnoliopsida; Zingiberales; Musaceae
Product: probable receptor-like protein kinase At1g80640
Exons: 13
Coding region: 3120-4307 (395 amino acids)
Biological process (GO): protein phosphorylation
Molecular function (GO): protein kinase activity; ATP binding
Source: RefSeq, a predicted model, not a curated record